AUGGCGUCGCAACAAGAAGCCUCCAGCACCGCCGAGCCGGCCUUUGAUCCCAAGUCCUCCCCCGACUACCUCCAGUUCCCGUGUCUGCCCCCCGGAGGCCCGUUGAACCGCUGGUCACGGCGCAUCACCAAGGACCAUGACUUUCCCGGAGCACAGGCUAUGCUGUACGGCGCUGGAGUGCCGGACAAGGAGACGAUGAAGACGGCGCCGCACGUCGGCAUUGCGAGUGUCUGGUGGGAGGGAAAUCCAUGCAACACACAUUUGCUCGAGUUUGGCCAGAUCGUCAAGCGAGCCGUCGAGAAGCAGGGCAUGCUCGGCUGGCAGUUCAACACCGUCGGCGUGUCUGAUGCCAUCACCAUGGGCGGCGACGGCAUGCGCUUCUCCCUCCAGACCCGUGAGAUCAUCGCCGACUCCAUCGAGUCCGUCACCUGCGCGCAGCACCACGACGCAAACAUCUCCAUCCCCGGCUGCGACAAGAACAUGCCCGGCGUCGUCAUGGCCGCCGCGCGCCACAACCGCCCCUUCAUCAUGAUCUACGGCGGCACCAUCCGCAAGGGCCACUCCAGCCUGCUCGAGCGCCAGAUCAACAUCUCGAGCUGCUACGAGGCCUCGGGCGCCUACCACUACGGCUCCCUCAAGGCAAAGACCAACCCGGACGCCCCCGGCCGCUCCAGCUCCGACGUCAUGGACGACAUCGAGCGCCACGCGUGUCCCGGCGCAGGCGCCUGCGGCGGCAUGUACACGGCCAACACCAUGGCCACGGCCAUCGAGGCCAUGGGCCUGACCCUGCCGGGCUCCUCGUCCUAUCCCGCCGUCUCGCCCGAAAAGGCCCGCGAGUGUGAGCGCGCCGCAGAGGUCAUCAAGGUCACCAUGGAAAAGGACAUUCGCCCGCGCGACCUGCUCACGCGCGCCGCCUUCGAAAACGCCCUCGUCCUGACCAUGAUCCUCGGCGGCUCGACAAACGGCGUGCUGCACUUCCUCGCCAUGGCCAACACCGCCGACGUGCCCCUGACCAUUGACGACGUCCAGCGCACCAGCGACCGCACGCCCUUCCUGGCCGACAUCGCCCCCAGCGGCAAGUACCUCAUGGAGGACCUCUACAAGGUCGGCGGCACGCCCUCGGUCCUCAAGAUGCUCAUCGCAAAGGGCCUCAUCGACGGCUCCAUCAUGACCGUCACCGGCAAGACGCUCGCCGAAAACGUCGCCGACUGGCCCUCGCUCGAGCCCGGCCAGCAAAUCAUCCGCCCGCUCGAGGACCCCAUCAAGGCCAGCGGCCACAUCCGCAUCCUCAAGGGCAACUUCGCGCCCGGCGGCGCCGUCGCCAAGAUCACCGGCAAGGAGGGCCUGUCCUUCACCGGCAAGGCCCGCGUCUUCAACAAGGAGCACGAGCUCGACGCCGCGCUCAUCGCCGGCAAAAUCACCCGCGACGACGGCAACCUCGUGCUCAUUGUGCGCUACGAGGGCCCCAAGGGCGGGCCGGGAAUGCCCGAGCAGCUGCGCGCGUCCGCCAUCAUCAUGGGCGCUGGCCUGAGCAACGUCGCCCUUGUCACCGACGGCCGGUACAGCGGCGCGUCCCACGGCUUCAUCGUCGGCCACGUCGUGCCCGAGGCCGCCGUCGGAGGCCCCAUUGCGUUGGUCCAGGAUGGCGACGAGGUGACCAUUGACGCCGUCACCAACAGGAUCGACGUGGCCAUUUCAGACGAGGAGAUGGAGGAGAGGCGCAAGAAGUGGACGCCACCGGAGCCGCCGGUCAAGAGGGGCGUCUUGGCCAAGUAUGCGCGACUGGUGGGCGAUGCGAGCCACGGCGCGGUGACGGACAGAUGGUGAAGAUGAUGC
This is a messenger RNA of Trichoderma citrinoviride, 1836 nucleotides long. RefSeq names its product dehydratase. The record is from RefSeq and is a predicted model, not a curated record. Bases 1 to 1827 code for a protein of 608 amino acids. Gene Ontology annotation, biological process: branched-chain amino acid biosynthetic process. The transcript has 5 exons. Gene Ontology annotation, molecular function: dihydroxy-acid dehydratase activity. NCBI's taxonomy places the organism in Eukaryota, Fungi, Ascomycota, Sordariomycetes, Hypocreales, Hypocreaceae. Gene Ontology annotation, cellular component: mitochondrion.